AUUAAACAUGAGAAGAGCGAUGGCAAGUUCAUCUGGUGUAGGAAGUGCUUUGCGAGAUGUCUUAGACAGGAUGACAGCAGCAGCACAGAGAAGACCUUCGGAUCUUCCAGAUUUACAUCCUAGACUUGUUGCUGUCAGUAAAACAAAGCCACCAGAUAUGGUGCUAGAAGCCUAUAACUGUGGCCAGAAACAUUUUGGAGAAAAUUAUGUUCAAGAAUUGGAACAAAAAAGCAGAGAUACGGUUUUAGAAAAAUGUCAAGACAUCAAGUGGCAUUUCAUAGGACCACUACAGAGCAAAAAAAUUCCUAAAGUUAUAGGUGUCCCAAAUUUAUUCGUAAUAGAAACGAUUGAUACAGAGAAAUUAGCUACUAAACUGAACACUGCAUGGGGAAAAUUAGAAAAGUCAGACAAACUGAAAAUCUUUGUGCAAGUAAAUACAAGUAAAGAAGAGAAUAAAUCUGGAUGCUCUCCUGACCAGUGUGGUGCUUUAGUUUCCCACAUCAUAUCCAGUUGUCCUAACCUGAAGUUUGGGGGAUUGAUGACAAUAGGUGCAUUAGGAUAUGACCUGAGUAAAGGGCCAAAUCCAGAUUUUCAGGAACUAAUAAGAUGCAGAAAGGAGAUAUGUGAGAGCCUUGGUUUGAGAUUGGAGGAAAUAGAACUGAGCAUGGGCAUGUCUAACGAUUUUGAACAUGCAAUUGAAGUUGGAAGUACAAAUGUGCGAGUGGGAAGCACCAUAUUUGGUGCACGCACUUAUCCAACAAAGAAAAGUGUAGACUGUGCAGAGACAAAGGAUGAAUCUCAAAGUACUACUGACCCACUUGAUAAAACUCAGAAUGACAUGGAAAAACUUACUGUCACUUUAAAGUGAAGGGGCAUGUGUUGAAAGUUCGCAUAAGACGAUUCAUUUCAAUAUUAUUUAUAGAUUUUUAUCACAGAAUUAUUUAUACAGAAUACACUAAGAAUAUUAUAAUAUCUCCCUCUAUGGCAUUCCCUACCCAGGUUACAUAUUCUGCAGACUUUAUUUUGGUGACAGAGAUUUUGCAUUUGUGAUGUACUGAAAAAAUAUUCUUUGCCCUGCAAUAUAUGCUAUUGUUUGUACUUAAAAAUAGUUAUAUGACGAGUAUAAAUGUCACAACAACACCACCUUUCAAGCAUUCCUUUAUUUUUAUUACAGUAAUAUACAGACCUAAAUACAAGCAGUGAUAUAUUGUCCACUGUUAAAGCUUGCUGUCAAGGCAUACAAAACAGUAAUAUUUACACUACACAGACAUUUGACAAUGUAUCAGAUGUUUAUAACUAUUUCUGGCACCAAGAAUUAUAUACACUGGGUUGAAUUAUGGCCAUAAUUAUUUUCCAUUGUUGUACCCGUUGUAUUCAUACUUUAAAAAGUAAUUGCAGUUAUGAGAAAACUGCAAUAGAAUACUUGUCCUGAUGGCAUUAUUAGAGAAUGUGUAAGAUUAUAUAACUAGGCUUUUAAAUGCUAGAUGAAUUGCAUUUUAAUACAUAGGCUUACCCUUUGGCUCCAUUGUGUUUUCAUCUUACCAAGUACAAUUGGAAAUGUUUUCUAAAAAGUCCAAUUUUUUACAACAUCCUUAAAAUAAAUUUCUGUAUAUACACUGAUAAAAUUCUUCUUUUGAUUCACACUGAAAAAUGACUCCAUGACUUUUAUGUGUCUGAGAUUUGCAUACAAUUACAAUGUAAGCAAACACUACCAUUUGUUCGUAAACUGCCGAUGACAUAUAUAACUUAUGACAAUUUAUAAUUCAAAUAACUUCCUAGGCCGAUAAAUUAUGAAAAACUAAACGGACAAAACUCAAAUAAUUGCAGGACAAGGACUUAAAAGGCAAUUUUCAGAGAAUGUAAUAUGACAAAACAUUUUAAAAGAGUUGUAUUUUAGUAAAACAUAUUUCUAAAGUACAUUUACGUGAAAUAAACAUUUUCACAAUUA
Molecule: messenger RNA, 1948 nt
Organism: Lingula anatina
Lineage: Eukaryota; Metazoa; Brachiopoda; Lingulata; Lingulida; Lingulidae
Product: pyridoxal phosphate homeostasis protein
Cellular component (GO): intracellular anatomical structure
Molecular function (GO): pyridoxal phosphate binding
Source: RefSeq, a predicted model, not a curated record